AUGGGUGUCAUUACUUAUGAUACAGAGAUCCCUUCCUCCAUCUCGGCAUCAAAGAUUUUUAAGGCCGUGGUGCUUGAUGUUGGCCCCCUUGUCACCAAGAUCAUGCCUCAGGACAUCAAGAUAGUCGAGAUGUUGGAAGGGGAUGGUGGUGUUGGGAUCAUCAAGGUUAUUCACUUUGGCGAAGGGAGACAGUAUAAGAGCGUGAAGCACCGUGUGGAUGCCAUCGACAAGGAGAACUUGACCCACACUGACAGCAUUGUUGAGGGCGAUGUUCUUGGAGAAGCUAUUGAAUCCAUAACUUAUCAUGUGAAGAUCGUCGCGACUGAAGAUGGAGGAAGCAUUUGUAAGAAAAGAAGCAUCUACAACACAAAGGUCGAUCAAAGAUCAGUUAAUUGCAAAAACUACAUAAUCGCAAUGCUAUAA
Molecule: messenger RNA, 423 nt
Organism: Salvia hispanica
Lineage: Eukaryota; Viridiplantae; Streptophyta; Magnoliopsida; Lamiales; Lamiaceae
Source: RefSeq, a predicted model, not a curated record